This is a messenger RNA of Megalobrama amblycephala (Wuchang bream), 3259 nucleotides long. RefSeq names its product deleted in malignant brain tumors 1 protein-like. The record is from RefSeq and is a predicted model, not a curated record. Bases 98 to 2152 code for a protein of 684 amino acids. The transcript is spliced from 9 exons. NCBI's taxonomy places the organism in Eukaryota, Metazoa, Chordata, Actinopteri, Cypriniformes, Xenocyprididae. Gene Ontology annotation, cellular component: membrane.
CAAAAGGGGAAGUGACAGCGGUUUUGGUUUUGUAUGUCUUGAAAGAAACAUAUAUAGCCUCCAUACACUCUUAAGUGCAUUUUGAAACAACACAAGGAUGCCAAGACCUUCUCUUCUCACUUUGAUACUGGCCAGUGCUCUGACUUCUGUAACUGGUGGAUAUAGUAUCAGGCUGGUGAAUGGUAAUAAUGGUUGCUCUGGGAGAGUGGAGAUCCUUUAUAAUGGUCAGUGGGGAACAGUGUGUGAUGAUGACUGGGACAUGAAUGAUGCUGCUGUGGUGUGCAGACAGUUGGGAUGUGGAGGAGCUGUUAGUGCAACCUCCAGCGCCAAUUUUGGCCAGGGAAGUGGUCAGAUCUGGUUGGAUGAUGUGAGAUGUUCAGGAAGUGAAUUAUCCCUCAGACAGUGCUCACACAAUACUAUUGGAAGCCAUAACUGUGGUCACGGUGAAGAUGCAGGUGUCGUCUGCUCACAGGACAUACGAUUGGUCCGUGGAUCUGAUUCAUGCUGUGGAAGAGUGGAGAUCCUUCAUAAUGGUCAGUGGGGAACCGUGUGUGAUGAUAGCUGGGACAUGAAUGAUGCUGCUGUGGUGUGCAGACAGUUACAGUGUGGAUCAGCCAUCAGUGCACCUCAAAGUGCUGCCUUUGGUCAAGGCAGUGGAUCGAUCUGGCUGGAUGAUGUCGGAUGCUCAGGAGGUGAAGGAAAACUCACACAAUGUUCACACAGAGGACUAGGAAAACACGACUGUAAUCAUGGUGAAGAUGCUGGUGUUGUUUGUUCAGCAGGUGACCUGCAGAAGCCCUCACUUUCCCUGAUCUCCACACAUGCAGUUGCUUCUCCUGGAGAAAACAUUCAGUUCAGAUGCACAACACCUAAAUCAAGAUGCAAUGCUGAUGCUGAAUUCCAACUCUUCAUAAAUGGAUCAUCUAUAUUAUCCUCUCAGAAACAUGUAUCUGGUGUGACUUUCAACCUUGUUAAUGUAGGCGUCUCACAUCAGGGCAGCUACAGCUGUAAUUACUCCUACAAAAACAGCAUUAUAAAGUCACCUUGGAGUGACACUGUUAAAAUCACUGUGGUGCACUUGCAGCAGCCCAGCAUUCCCCGCAUUGCUCCUGAUGGACAGUUUGAUGUUGGGCCUCAGGGUUCAGUGAUCCCGUGGGGUCACAGUUUCACUAUCAUCUGUUCCACUGAAUCUCAGUAUACUGGAGGCUCCUUCCACCUGUUUAGAGAAGCAAAUAUCGCCAAGAGUCAGUCAGCUGUCGAUCUCUCUGCCUCCUUCUCCUUUCCUGAGGCAGAUUUUUCACACGAGGGAAACUACAGCUGUGUUUAUGAAGUCAGUGUUUCCUCGCGCAUCUUCCGUUCACCUGCCUCUGAACUGCUGGUCAUCACUAUCACAGUGCACUUGCAGCAGCCCAGCAUUCCCCGCAUUGCUCCUGAUGGACAGUUUGAUGUUGGGUCUCAGGGGUCAGUGAUCACCAGGGGUCACAGUUUCACCAUCAUCUGUUCCACUGAGUCUCAGUAUACUGGAGGCUCCUUCCACCUGUUUGGAGAAGCAAAUAUCGCCAAGAGUCAGUCAGCUGUCGAUCUCUCUGCCUCCUUCUUCUUUCCUGAAUCAGAUUAUUCACACGAGGGAAACUACAGUUGUGUUUAUGAAGUCAGUGUUUCCUCACGCUCCUUCCGUUCACCUGCCUCUGAACUGCUGGUCAUCACUAUCACAGCCUCCCUGCUUCCUGUCAUUGGUGCUGCGGUGUCAGCUGUGCUGCUCUUAUUGUCUGCCCUCAUAAUCAUCCUCCUGGUCAAGAGAAGACAACAACAAAGGAAUAAGGAAACUCAAUUGAAGUGCUCUUUUAAAAAAAGUCCAGCUAAUAUGUAUGCAGGUACAUCCUAUGACAACAAAAAUGAGGAUGAUGAUGAGGCUGAUUAUGAAAAUGUAGAAUCUAAUGAUAAAAACAUGGAUCAUGAUGACUCUGAAGAGGACUAUGUCAAUGUGGACGCGGAUAACUCUGAAGAGGACUAUAUCAAUGUGGACGUGGAUGACUCUGAAGAGGACGAUAUCAAUGUGGACGUGGAUGACUCUGAAGAGGACUAUGUCAAUGUGAAUGUUACAGAGAAUAAAAGUGUGGUACACAAAUCUGAUGAUAACAUUUAUGAAUAGGCCUAUUGAGUGAACCCAAAAUGCUGUAAUUAAUGAGGCUCCAAACAGAUUAAAUAUUGCAGCCAAGUCCAGUUGACAGUGAAUGAAAGAAACAUGUGCUACUUUAAGGUUUAUAUGAACAAAUGUAAGUUAAAAAAACUGAUUUAAAAAGAACAAAAGAACAAAUUUAAAAGGGUUUUAUUUAAUUGUACUACUAGUAGGACAAUUUAGUGCUCUUCCAUUUUCAGUUGCGUUGCCAGUUUUCAACCUGUGCUCCAAACCCCCAGUGGGCCAUGGAGGUACUGCAGGGGGACUGUAAAUAAUUUGUCACAGUUAAAUAGCGUAAUAUGCUAAAUUAUAAGGAUCUUGAGCAUACUGCAAAAUAUUUUAUGUUGCAAUUUUCAAUUUUGCUUUUUUUUUUGCUGUAUAAAGUUUGGGCUAAGAAGUGUAACCUCCACGUAGCUAAACAUUACAUAUUUUUCUAUCAUAAACCAUUUCAGUAUCCAGAUUUUAAAAAUACAGCUUAUCAUUUUCGUAAGUCAUGUAGUGUAAUUCGUAAUUGAACAUGACGAUACAAAAAAGUUGACAGAGCUGUUUCCAGCAAAGUUUAAGAAUGAAUGUGUGCAUGUUGUAAAUAAAUUUAAUGAACGUGGUUAGCUGGCUUUCUUUGAUGCCUUUCAGAAAAUUAAAAUAAAAAUUAAAAUCGCCGUGGAGUACGAGGGGUUGGAAGCUAGUCCCGGCUGAAUUUAAUGGACUGUAUAAUGUUUGGAGAGUUGGAUCCCUUACUUCCUUUAGUCUUGCCUGAAUUUGAAUCAUCAUCAUCAUCAUCAUCAUCAUCAUCAUCUGACCUGCUGACCCCGCCCUACCUCCCUCUCCCACCACCUCUCCAAACCACUAUUAAUGACUUUAUUUGUUUUCCCAGUCUUUGACUGUCUUUGUCUGUUUCCCGCCACAAUCUGUCACCAUGGACACUAUCCCAAUAAUCACAGUUGUUUGUCAUAUGAGUUAAUUAUCUGUGUAUUUAUUUCCCUGUUUUCUGUUCAUUGUUGUCGGGUAUCAUCUAUGUUCGGAUAUGUGUUAUAUUCUUAUCUCUCUGUGGAUUUAUUAAAGACUUCCUUGUAUUCUUCA